AUUGACUGGGACCCCGUAAAAGACUGGAUCAAUUUUUGCAAAAACCAUCAUCGGAAACACUGCAAGCGCGAGGAACAGCGUCACGUUGCAGGACUUCGACUCAUUGACUGCGAAACCCGACAGAUUAUUCAAGCUACAGAUGCGCUCGACUACAUCACUCUCAGCUACGUUUGGGGCAAGAGCAGCGAGGACGAAGAUCCCCCCAAUGAAUCUAGUCUACCAGAGAGGGUUCCUCGAACUAUCGAGCACGCAGUGCAUGUGACCAAAGCUCUUGGUUUCCGAUAUCUUUGGGUGGAUCGUUACUGUGUCCCACAGCAUGGCCCAGAGAAACAGAGGAUGAUUCAAGAAAUGGAUCUUGUGUACGAAAACUCAGAACUUACCCUCAUCGCCGCCGCCGGAGAAACUCCCGCCCACGGUCUCCCAGGGAUUGGCGGCACUUCUAGGAAACUUCGUCCACCUAUCCAACUUGGUUCUCAUUCAGCUGUUGUCGCUUCAUUCAGCCUAGUAGAGGAAAUUCAAAAGACCAAAUGGAACACGCGAGCGUGGACGUAUCAAGAGGCCUUGCUCUCCAGGCGAAAGUUGGUGUUCUCUGAGCAGGGCAUGUUCUUUCAGUGCGGCGCCAUGCAAUGUUUUGAAUCAUUGUCCCUACCGCUGGUUUCACUACACACGAAAGAUCUUGAGGGGUUUCGAGCGGCUGUCAACAUUCCAGUGGCGUUUCCGAUUCGCGGCGUUGGAAAAGAUUCGCUGGAGAUCUCCGAUCGCAUAAACGAGUACAGCAAGCGAGACUUGACGUACGACGAUGAUUCUCUCAAGGCCUUUUACGGAAUUAUACAGAGAUUUUCGAAGAUGAUUCUCCCUCUUGCGCAUCUAUCCGGAGUC
Mytilinidion resinicola is the source of this 879-nucleotide messenger RNA. RefSeq names its product HET-domain-containing protein. The record is from RefSeq and is a predicted model, not a curated record. NCBI's taxonomy places the organism in Eukaryota, Fungi, Ascomycota, Dothideomycetes, Mytilinidiales, Mytilinidiaceae. The annotation marks the transcript as partial. The transcript is spliced from 2 exons.